UAAACGUUUGCAUUUCGUAUAUUAUUUAUUAAAUAUGCCGAAUUGGAAUCAAAUUCAAUCGCAAUUGCGCAGCUCAAACAAUCCCGUUGUCUUCUUCGACAUAGCCGUGGGCACAACCGAAAUUGGACGCAUGAUUUUUGAGUUAUUUGCUGACACUGUGCCACGAACGGCGGAAAACUUUCGACAAUUCUGCACGGGAGAAUAUAGACCGGAUGGCGUGCCAAUUGGCUACAAGGGUGCCAGUUUUCAUCGAGUCAUCAAGGAUUUCAUGAUACAAGGCGGCGACUUUGUGCAGGGCGAUGGCACCGGCGUCACCAGCAUUUAUGGCAACACAUUCUCCGACGAGAACUUUACGCUCAAGCACGACUCACCCGGCCUGCUGGCCAUGGCCAACAGUGGGCGGGACACGAACGGCUGCCAGUUCUUCAUCACGUGUGCGAGGUGUAACUUUCUAGAUGGGAAACAUGUUGUCUUUGGUCGCGUUCUGGAUGGACUUCUAAUCAUGCGCAAAAUUGAGAACGUGCCAACGGGACCGAAUAAUAAACCCAAACUGCCCGUUACAAUAUCACAAUGUGGCCAAAUGUAGCAUAAUUUUGUUGUAUAAUAAAUUUACAAUGCGAUUGCAACGAUCAA
Molecule: messenger RNA, 633 nt
Organism: Drosophila grimshawi
Lineage: Eukaryota; Metazoa; Arthropoda; Insecta; Diptera; Drosophilidae
Product: peptidyl-prolyl cis-trans isomerase H
Exons: 2
Coding region: 35-586 (183 amino acids)
Biological process (GO): protein peptidyl-prolyl isomerization; protein folding
Cellular component (GO): intracellular membrane-bounded organelle
Molecular function (GO): peptidyl-prolyl cis-trans isomerase activity
Source: RefSeq, a predicted model, not a curated record